Messenger RNA from Penicillium waksmanii, 2151 nucleotides. RefSeq names its product 1,4-alpha-glucan branching enzyme GLC3. Gene Ontology annotation, biological process: glycogen biosynthetic process. Bases 1 to 2151 code for a protein of 716 amino acids. The record is from RefSeq and is a predicted model, not a curated record. The transcript has 7 exons. Gene Ontology annotation, molecular function: hydrolase activity, hydrolyzing O-glycosyl compounds; cation binding; 1,4-alpha-glucan branching enzyme activity. NCBI's taxonomy places the organism in Eukaryota, Fungi, Ascomycota, Eurotiomycetes, Eurotiales, Aspergillaceae. Gene Ontology annotation, cellular component: cytoplasm.
AUGGCGGAUCAAGCAAUUCAAGCUGCCAAAGCCGCCAGCGCCCCCGACGGAACAGGCGUCCUUCAACUCGAUCCGUGGCUAAAAGACCAUGCCGAUGUCCUGAAGCAUCGCUUCAGUGUCGUCAAGAAAUGGGCCGGUGACAUUGCCAGAAGUGAAGGCGGCCUGGAGAAGUUUAGCAAGGGUUAUGAAACAUUCGGUCUCAACACACAGCCAAAUGGCGAUAUCCUCUACAGAGAAUGGGCCCCCAAUGCCAAGGAGGCCUCGCUAGUUGGCGACUUCAACAACUGGGAUGCCAAUGCCAACCCCAUGACCAAGAACAACUUCGGUAUUUGGGAGGUCACCGUGCCAUCCAAAGCCGGGGUCCCCGCCAUUCCCCACCAGAGCAAGAUCAAAGUACGCUCCUCCAAUAUUUUCAAUCCAGACGUAAUUCUGACUAGGAUCGCCGUGCUAACCCCAUCCGCCAGAUCACACUGGUCCUCCCCCCACGGAGAACGCGUCUACCGAAUCCCAGCAUGGAUCAGGCGCGUCGUGCAAGAUCUCAGCGUCUCCCCAGUCUACGACGCCGUCUUCUGGAACCCGCCCGCCAACGAACGCUACAGUUUCCAACACCCCCGUCCCAAGAAGCCCGAGAGCCUGCGUAUCUACGAGGCUCACGUCGGUAUCUCAUCGCCCGAGACAAGAGUCGCCACAUACAAGGAGUUUACCAAGAACAUGCUCCCGCGCAUCAAGGGUCUCGGCUACAAUGCCAUUCAGCUGAUGGCUAUCAUGGAGCAUGCCUAUUAUGCCAGCUUCGGCUACCAAGUGAACAACUUCUUCGCGGCGAGCAGUCGCUACGGAUCCCCCGAGGAUCUCAAGGAGUUGAUUGACACAGCACACAAUCUGGGCCUCGUGGUCCUGCUCGAUGUGGUACACAGCCAUGCUUCCAAGAAUGUCGAUGAUGGAAUCAACAUGUUUGAUGGCUCGGACCAUCUUUACUUCCACGAGGGUGCCAAGGGCCGCCAUGACCAAUGGGAUAGUCGGUUGUUUAACUAUGGACAUCAUGAGGUGCUGCGCUUCCUACUGAGUAACCUUCGUUUCUGGAUGGAGGAGUACCAGUUCGAUGGAUUCCGCUUCGACGGUGUUACUAGCAUGCUCUACAGUCACCACGGAAUUGGAACUGGCUUCUCUGGCGGAUAUCACGAAUACUACGGCCCAGCUGUCGACGAGGAAGGUAUCACAUAUCUCACUCUUGCCAACGAGAUGCUGCACCAGCUCUACCCCGACUGCAUCACUGUCGCCGAGGAUGUCUCCGGCAUGCCUGCCCUCUGUCUACCCCACGCACUUGGUGGUGUCGGCUUCGACUACCGACUAGCCAUGGCCGUCCCAGACAUGUACAUCAAGCUUUUGAAAGAGAAAGAAGACAGCGAGUGGGACAUUGGUAACCUCGCUCACACCCUCACGAACCGCCGACACGGCGAGAAGACAAUCGCCUAUGCGGAAAGUCACGAUCAAGCCCUGGUCGGCGACAAGUCUCUAAUGAUGUGGCUCUGCGACAAAGAGAUGUACACCCACAUGUCCGUACUAACAGAGUUCACCCCAAUCAUCGAGCGCGGCAUGGCCCUCCACAAAAUGAUCCGACUCAUAACCCACGGCCUCGGCGGCGAGGGCUACCUAAACUUCGAAGGCAACGAAUUCGGACAUCCAGAAUGGCUCGACUUCCCACGCGAAGGAAACAACAAUUCAUUCUGGUACGCCCGCCGCCAACUUAACCUCACAACGGACGAACUCCUACGCUACCGAUUCCUCAACGAAUUCGACAGCGCGAUGCAGCACACCGAAGCCAAAUACGGCUGGUUGCAUUCCUCGCAGGCGUACAUCAGUCUGAAGAAUGAGAACGAUAAGGUGCUUGUCUUUGAGCGCGCGGGCCUGUUGUGGAUCUUCAAUUUCCACCCUACGGAGAGCUUCACGGAUUAUCGGGUCGGUGUUGAUGUCGCGGGCACGUAUCGCAUUGUUCUUGAUUCCGAUGAUGCCGCUUUUGGUGGGUUGGGUAGGAAUGUUAAGGAGACUCGCUUCUUUACGACUGAUUUGCCUUGGAAUGGGCGCAAUAAUUUUGUUCAGGUUUAUAUUCCUACGCGGACUGCUUUGGUUCUCGCAUUGGAACAUACACUUUAA